Messenger RNA from Guillardia theta CCMP2712, 1173 nucleotides. RefSeq lists its product as hypothetical. The record is from RefSeq and is a predicted model, not a curated record. Lineage: Eukaryota; Cryptophyceae; Pyrenomonadales; Geminigeraceae. Bases 1 to 1173 code for a protein of 390 amino acids. The transcript has 13 exons.
AUGGCUUGCCUGCCCGAGCACGAGGACGCGGUUGUCGAGGUUUACUUCGACCACCAGCGCAUCGGGGAGUUUGGAACCAGUGCGGCAGUGUUUCAGCAAGAGGAAGAACGGCUGCAGCAGGAGCUGCGGGUGUCAAGGGUUGCCUCCUGCCUCUCCUCGCUUCCUCGCGGACUCGUUCUCAGCAUCGGAUCUGUGGAGGACGGGCAGCACACGAUCGCGGCUCGUCUCAAGGGGAGGGAAGGAGGAGGGUCGUCGGAGGUGAAGAUACAUGUAGGCGAGGGUUCGCUCAGCAUCCUAGUGGGCGAUGAGCGGGAGGAGGAGCAGAACGUUGUGCGACUGAACGCAUGGGGUUACCCAACAAUCUCCCCCAGGAAUCCUUUGCACGUGUACGUGAACGGCAGACACUACAGGACAGAUGACGCAUUCAUCGUCAUACCUGUACAACCAGGAACCUGUCAUAUUCGGGUCGCCAUCACCGAUGCCUUCGGCGACAUCGUCAUGGAGAGCAACGCCAACGUCACUGUCCUCCCUCCCCCACCUGCUCGUCAAACUUCUGUCCUCGACCUGCUGGCUGCCGCUAGCGAUGGGGACGUUCUCAUCUCCUGCCUUCACCCCACCAGGGGACGGCCUGAGGACGCGAUCGCCGUCAGGUCCCACUGGCUGGCUCUUGCCCGUCAUCCAAUGAGGGUUGAGUGGGUUUUUGCGGUAGACAGCGACGAUGUUGAAGCUCUUGAGGGUCUGGUGUCAACGUUCAGGGACGAGGAGAACACGCGUGUAGUCUGCGUUCCCAUCGACUGCUUGUUCUACCCCGAAGGUUUCGUUCGAUCGUCUUGCUCGACUCUAGCUGAGCUGGCAGCAGGGACAUGUGUUGCUGGAUGGAACUUUGCAGCCCUAGCUGCUAGGGGGCACGUCCUGCUUUCCGUUGCCGACGACUUCUUUCCUCCUGCUGGGUGGGAUGAGCUCGUCAUGUCUAGGACUCCUCUCUUCGACCCUGCCGUGCUGAUGACUGGUUUUGUUCUCUUCCCUGAAUUCAAGAGUGUGUAUUGUGAUGACGACUUCACUCUGUCGGCGAAAUUGGAUGGGGUUGAGGUGGACGGGCUGGACAUUGCUUUCGAGCAUCGACAUUCAGUGCAUGGAACAACCUCCCCGAGCGCUACCAUCACGGUGAGAUGA